Messenger RNA from Stylophora pistillata, 1378 nucleotides. RefSeq lists its product as uncharacterized. Lineage: Eukaryota; Metazoa; Cnidaria; Anthozoa; Scleractinia; Pocilloporidae. The record is from RefSeq and is a predicted model, not a curated record.
ACUAAACACGAACUAACUACAAAACCGUUUCUGUAGAAAUAAGUACGACCUCAUAAGAUCUCCUUUUACUCCGUUUUGUGUAGUUAUGGCCGAUCGGCUUUGUGGAUCAACUUCAAAGGAAUGUGCAACUUGUCAGAGGCAAGAUUUACUGAUAAUCUCCUGUGAGGAGAAAGAACAUAGCUUUUGUCAGUCUUGCGUGACAACAUUCAUUGAGUCAAGCACACCAGCAAGAGAACCGCCAACUGGGUUGGCCAUACGCCUUAGCUGUCCUUUAAGCUCUGUUUGUGGAUCACAACUUGAACCUUACCUAUUGCAGGAUAUCAUUGACCAAAUCACCGCGAUGUCACAGGAAAAAACCACAAAAAGUCUUUCCCACAGUAGACAGACGAUUUCCAGUUCCUGUCCAAACGAGGUAUGCUCCUUUAUUUCUCAACACGAUGACGACGAUUUUGACGAGCUGUAUUUGUGGUGCCCAAAAUGUGUUUCAUUUUACUGCCGUACCUGUCAAAGACGUCUCGGUGAUGAAGGAUACGCCGACCACAUUUGUCCACCCGACCGUCAGAUCACUGACAUUAUUGAUGACGUCGAAGCCAGCAUAACUUUGUGCAAAGUAGUUUGCGAGGCUAAGUGGGUGCGAUGUCCCAGCAACUCUUGCAGGGCCAUUGACCUAGCGGGAGGUCUGAUAGAGAAGGCGAAGGAGGAUUGUAACGCUGUACAGUGUAGAACAUGUCAACGAUUCUUCUGCUUCAUUUGCACAAGAGAUCUGGGGACGAAAAGAGAAGAUGCAGUUAAGGCAUUUCCACACAAGAGUACUGACGAAACCAACGCUCCGUGCUGCUGGCUUUUUGACGAUGGAUUAAGCGGAAACACCGAGACAAGGGCGAUACUGAUACGACAGAUGAAUGCGGCAUCUGAUUAUCUUUGUUCCCUGCAACUGAGCAAAGAGAAGAAAUUGAUUUUGCUGUAUAAGAACAAGGAAGUACUGGGGGACGUAUUCACCCAUUUGAUAACGAAAUAUGGACCUAGAUGAGAUCAAGGAAAAUGUAUUAUAUUAUAAUUUUUUAAAAAAGCGUGUUACACACGUGAGAAGAUUUUGAAGCCCUUUAUUGGAAAUAGUGUUAGUGAUGGAUGUAUUAUAUUUUAAAAAAGCUGUUCUUAAAGUGCCUAAAUAUGAAUUUUACCUUGUAUGAUAGAAACCUAUCGAGCUUUUUUAUCUUAUUCAGUGUAUACAUAUAGAGAAUUCACAUUUUUGUUAUCAAUUGUGUUCUGAAGAAGAAGAAGGACACAAUUAUAUCUACCGUAUAAAUCGUUUCAGUAAAGAGGAAGUUUGUUAUUUCUAAGCGCUAUGAAUCAAUAAAUAUUUUUUUUAAUACCUAUA